This is a messenger RNA of Cherax quadricarinatus, 1093 nucleotides long. RefSeq lists its product as uncharacterized. NCBI's taxonomy places the organism in Eukaryota, Metazoa, Arthropoda, Malacostraca, Decapoda, Parastacidae. The record is from RefSeq and is a predicted model, not a curated record.
GGGAGUGGUGUGAUAACAGGGAAAGGGAGGGAGAGAGACUUAGGAGAGGGGCAGGGGGGAAGGGUGGGAGUUUAGAGGAGGUAAGGGUUAAGUUAGGGGUGAUGUUUAGGAUGGUAGGGUAGUGGUAGUAGGCGAGUGAAGGCAGGCAGGGAGGCAGACACCAACACAAGGGGAGCAGCAGUACGUGUAGCGACAGUGGAGGGUGUGGGACGAAGCAUACACCAUGCCAUCCAUCAUUAGCAGUAACAAUUACAAGCACUUCCAGCUGACAGUGCUACAGCAGCAGCAGCAGCUGACGGUGCUACAGCAGCAGCUGAUGGUGCUACAGCAGCAGCUGACGGUGCUACAGAAGCAGCUGACGGUGCUACAGCAACAGCAGCAACUGACAGUGCUACAGCAGCAGCUGACAGUGCUACAGAAGCAGCAGCAGCUGACCGUGAUGCCUCAACACUUCACCUACCUUCUAGCCCUUAUGACCUCUCGUUGGAUACUACCAAAAGAACUGUCGCCAGCAAAGAGAAUACGAAAAUGGAAUCAAAACACAGGAAGAUCAACAUCACACGAAGUGCAUGCCAACAGGUCACCUGUUUCUUUACGCCUCCAGUAACAAACACAAAACUUUUCAAACAUUAAAAGAUACAAGAAAACCAUAAAAUAAUUUUAUUUAAUACAGUAUGAGUAUCCAAAUUAUUAUCAACCAGUCCACAUGGUAUAUACACAAUUGAGCAUGGUGUUAUAUUAUCACAUCACUCACAAAUAUUGUGAACUAGUCUGUAUAUAAAGCAUGGUAUCGGUGGGGUUAGAGAGGUUAGCAUGGGCCUCAGGGCCCAUGAUAACCUCCCUAUGAUGUAUAAAUAUACCUAAUUGGAUGAAUCCUAUUGUAGCCAUCUGGCCCAGUGGCUUACACACUCACAUACUUGCUUGCCAUGGGUUCUAACCCCACCUGUACCAUGGUUUGUUUGUAAUCGUGUUAUUACAAUUUUGUGAGUUAGGCGAGUUAGUCUGUAGAUAAUUACACAAGCAAAAUACAUGACAGUUAAGAGAAUUAGAGUGAAAGUCUGAGCAACACAGUCAACCAGCAGUCAGGGGUCAA